AACAAAAUUUCAUUGAUUGUGAUAUGAGUGCUAAAUAUUGCAAGAAUGCAUCAAGCGGGCGGAAAAAGUGUUCGCCCCAAAAAUAAAUACACAGCUGAAGCCCUAGAGACCAUCAAACAGGACUUGACCAGAUUUCAAGUUCAAAAGGAUAAUGGAGGAGGAGUACAGAAUUUCAAUCACCCACGAUAUACUACCGCUGUCAACGGCCGAUCCGAUGCCCCCGAAUACCAUCAUGGCAUCAAACCACCGAUGGAGCCACCACCGCCAUCGGUCAGCUCAUCAUCACCUGCCCUACCACCACCACUACCGACAGCAGCCCAGCUCAAUGGACAUGUGCCAAAAGUAAUGCCCCCGUCCAUUGUACCACCCAAACUCAUACGCAAAGCGAGCAUCGAACGUGAAAUGCCCAUUACGAAUUAUUUACGCUGCAGUCCGGCAUUGGAUUCAGGGGCGGGUAGUUCACGUUCCGACAGCCCACACUCACACCAGCAAGUAAUGUGUGCCAGUCGUGCCAGCACUGGUCAAUAUUCACCAUCACCGUCAAAUUUUAGCGAUGCUGCACCGCCCGCACCUCCACCUCGAAAUCCAACCAGUGGCAGUUCGGCGACACCACCGCCGCCACCACCAUCAUCAAAUCAAAUUUACAAGCGUCGUUCGCCGGCCACCACCCGUCCUGCAGCCAUAACACCGAAUCCGACACGCGGCACCUCGCCGGUAAUACCACAAAACGGUAUUAAGGCCCAGCAGCAGCUGACGCAACAAAUGAAGGCGUUGAGUUUGUAUCAGGCUGGAGGCGGCAAUGCUGUGGAACCACCACCGCCCUAUCCCCUAACUAGCGGCGGAGUAGUUGUGCCCACAUCAGCGCCGCCACCCAGUUACAAUGCCUCAAUACAAUCCCGGCAAUCUCCUACACAGUCUCAGUCGGAUUAUCGCAAAUCGCCCAGUAGUGGUAUUUAUUCGGCAACGUCGGCGGGUUCGCCCAGCCCCAUAACGGUAACAAACAGUGCAAUUCUUCCACCACCGCCUAUGCAGCCAUCAUCAUCAGUGGCGCGACCACAGCCUCGUGUCUAUCCGACAAGAACCCAGCAGCCGAUAAUUAUGCAAAGUGUCAAGUCAACCCAAGUGCAGAAGCCGGUCCUACAGACAGCGGUGGCACCCCAAUCACCGGUCACAGCAUCGGCCUGCAACUCUCCAGUCCAUAUACUUCCAGCACCGCCAUCAUAUCCACAAAAGAGCCCCGCUGUGGUACAACAACAACAGCAGCAGCAACAAUCACCGCUACUGGCCGGUGGCGUACCAACCACACAUCCGGUAGUUAGUAAAUCGACACCGCCAACACCCACAACUCCUCCCCUAAUUGCCAAUGCGCUGAACGGCACAGUUAUGACCAAGUCGCCAUGUGCCGAACCGCCUUCGUAUGCCAAAAGUAUGCAGGCCAAGGCUGCCCAGCAUCACCAGCAACAGCAUCAUCAGCAGCAGGCCGCCGCCCUACAGCAUCAACAGCAGAUUCAGGCUCAGUUGAGGGCAGCGGCGGUGAUAGCUGCUGCUGCAGCUCAACAACAGAAGCCGCCAGCCGUAGUGCCGGUGGUGGGAGGUGGUCGGCAACUGCCGCCGCCACCACCCUAUCAGAGUACACGAUCAGCAGUUAGUGCACCACCGCCUCCACAUCCGUUGCCUUCGUCUUCGCCACACGAAGUGGUCGGCAACAGUACGAACAACAAUAUUAUGGAAUCACGAUCAACGAAUGGUAGCGGCGGCGGAACGGCUCCCUCUUCAACAAACAGCAACAACAACCUUUCACCCAUAACGAAUAGUAAUUUAGCCACAACACCCCCCAUACCGCCUAGCAAACCAAGCCAAAAUAAUUCUGGCAGUGGUGGAGAAUCGGUGGCAUCAUCCUCUUCCGGCGGAGGAGGAGGUGGUGCCGCCGCCGUCUCUGCCUCCAGUGCUGCUGCUGCCAAAUCAAGUCCUCCCGAAAAUGUGAAAAAAAUCAAACACGCCUCACCCAUACCUGAACGCAAAAAAGUCUCCAAAGAAAAAGAAGAAGAACGCAAAGAAUGUCGCAUACGUCAAUACUCACCACAGGCCUUCAAAUUCUACAUGGAACAACACAUCGAAAAUGUUCUCAAAUCCUAUAAACAGCGGACGUUCCGUAAAAAUCAACUUGAAAAAGAGAUGCUGAAAAUCGGCCUCUCCACCCAGACCCAAGUGGAAAUGCGCAAAAUGCUCAAUCAGAAGGAGAGCAACUAUAUUCGACUGAAGCGUGCGAAAAUGGACAAGAGUAUGUUCGUGAAAAUCAAGCCGAUCGGUGUGGGUGCAUUCGGUGAGGUGACGCUGGUGCGUAAAAUCGACACUACCAACCACCUGUAUGCCAUGAAAACGUUACGCAAAGCCGAUGUCCUGAAACGGAAUCAGGUGGCGCAUGUUAAGGCAGAACGUGAUAUUUUGGCUGAGGCCGAUAAUAAUUGGGUCGUAAAACUCUACUAUAGUUUUCAGGAUAAGGAUAAUUUAUAUUUUGUGAUGGACUAUAUACCGGGCGGUGAUUUGAUGUCGCUCUUAAUUAAAAAGGGCAUAUUUGAGGAACCUUUGGCCCGUUUCUAUAUAGCCGAGCUAACCUGUGCCGUUGAGAGUGUACAUAAAAUGGGCUUUAUUCAUAGGGAUAUAAAACCCGAUAAUAUACUAAUCGAUAGGGAUGGCCAUAUUAAAUUAACCGAUUUUGGUUUAUGCACUGGUUUUCGAUGGACCCAUAAUUCGAAAUAUUAUCAAGAGAAUGGUAAUCAUGCCAGGCAGGAUUCGAUGGAACCGUGGGAGGACUUUUCGGAUAAUGGACAAAAACCAACGGUAUUGGAGAGGCGGAGAUUGCGCGAUCAUCAAAGAGUAUUGGCCCACUCAUUGGUGGGCACACCGAAUUACAUUGCACCCGAAGUUUUAGAACGAAGUGGUUAUACCCAAUUAUGUGAUUGGUGGAGUGUUGGUGUUAUUCUCUAUGAAAUGUUGGUGGGUCAACCACCAUUUUUGGCCAAUACACCCGUUGAGACACAACAGAAGGUUAUAAAUUGGGAAAAGACCCUACAUAUACCACCACAGGCGAAACUAUUACCCGAAGCUCAAGAUCUAAUUUUACGGCUUUGUACAUCGGCCGAUAAGCGCUUGGGCAAAAAAGCCGAAGAAGUCAAGGCUCACGAUUACUUUAAGGGUGUUGAUUUUGCCGAUAUGCGGCGACAAAUCGCUCCAUAUAUUCCAAAGAUUGAACAUCCAACGGACACAUCGAAUUUCGAUCCCAUCGAUCCGGAUAAACUGCGUUCCGAUUCGAAUAUGAGCGGUGAUGAGUUCAAUGAUACGGAUAAACCGUUUCAUGGGUUCUUUGAAUUUACAUUUCGACGUUUCUUUGAUGAUAAACUUAAUCCUGAUGUUAUGGAUGACCAGUCACCAGUGUAUGUAUGAGAGAGAGAGAGAGAGAAAAAUUGAAAUGAUC
Musca vetustissima is the source of this 3475-nucleotide messenger RNA. RefSeq names its product serine/threonine-protein kinase Warts (gene wts). Lineage: Eukaryota; Metazoa; Arthropoda; Insecta; Diptera; Muscidae. Bases 46 to 3444 code for a protein of 1132 amino acids. Gene Ontology annotation, molecular function: ATP binding; protein serine/threonine kinase activity. Gene Ontology annotation, biological process: peptidyl-serine phosphorylation; positive regulation of apoptotic process; regulation of organ growth. The transcript is spliced from 7 exons. The record is from RefSeq and is a predicted model, not a curated record.